Molecule: messenger RNA, 1097 nt
Organism: Nannospalax galili (Upper Galilee mountains blind mole rat)
Lineage: Eukaryota; Metazoa; Chordata; Mammalia; Rodentia; Spalacidae
Product: steroid sulfatase
Exons: 7
Coding region: 111-1097 (328 amino acids)
Molecular function (GO): arylsulfatase activity
Source: RefSeq, a predicted model, not a curated record
CAAAAGCGCGGGAAACCGAGGAGCCCGCCGGCCCUGAAAACGGCGACCCCGACCUCCACCCCAACCGGACAGCCGUCGCCGGAAGCUACCCACCCAGAAGCAGUCCGUCCAUGUCAAAGAUGAGGAAGAUGAGGAUCCUAAGCCUUGUGGCGCUUUUUCUAUGUCAAGCCCACAGCCAAGCAACCUCAAGGCCGAACAUCCUCCUGAUCAUGGCGGACGACCUUGGCAUCGGGGACCCUGGGUGUUACGGAAACAAGACUCUCAGGACUCCCAACAUUGACCGCCUGGCUAGCGGAGGUGUGAAACUCACUCAGCACCUGGCAGCGUCGCCCCUGUGUACACCCAGCAGGGCGGCCUUCAUGACGGGCCGGUACCCCGUGCGAUCAGGAAUGGCAUCUCGGAACAGGAUUGGGGUGUUCAUCUUCUCGGCUUCUUCUGGAGGGCUGCCCCCCAGUGAGAUCACUUUUGCCAGGCUUCUGAAAGAUCAGGGCUACUCAACAGCACUGAUAGGGAAAUGGCACCUCGGGAUGAACUGUUACAACAUGACCGACUUCUGUCACCACCCUCUACGACACGGCUUUGAUUACUUCUACGGGAUUCCGACAACCAACCUCAGAGACUGCAGGCCCGGGGAAGGCACAGUCUUCGGCAUGGCCUACAGAUGGAUGGUCUUCAUCCCCCUUCAGAUCGUUGGGGUCACGGUGCUGACAUUGGCUGUCCUCCGCUGGCUAGGGCUGCUUCACGUACCCUACGGUGUUUUCCUGUUCCUCUUCCUCCUGGCUGGCACGAUCGCUGCCUCCUUCCUGUGCUUCCUACACUACUUCCGGCCCACGAACUGCUUCCUGAUGAAGAACUAUGACAUCUCCCAGCAACCCACAUCCUAUGACAACCUCACUCAGAGGCUGGCAGUAGAAGCCACUCAGUUCAUAAAGAGGAACACAAAGACCCCUUUCCUCCUGGUCUUGUCUUUCAUUCAUGUACACACGGCCCACUUCGCCAAUAAGGACUUUGCCCACAAAAGUAAACAUGGCGCCUAUGGGGACUCAGCAGAAGAGAUGGAUUGGAGUGUCGUACUGAGCAUUGAGCACAUCCUCUGA